Messenger RNA from Canis lupus familiaris (dog), 7772 nucleotides. RefSeq names its product tripartite motif containing 35 (gene TRIM35). The record is from RefSeq and is a predicted model, not a curated record. NCBI's taxonomy places the organism in Eukaryota, Metazoa, Chordata, Mammalia, Carnivora, Canidae. Gene Ontology annotation, biological process: innate immune response; positive regulation of apoptotic process. Gene Ontology annotation, molecular function: zinc ion binding; protein binding.
AUGGAGCUGGGCCCCGCCGUGUCCCCCGGGCCUUCCCGCUCCUUCAAGGAAGAGCUGCUCUGCGCCGUCUGCUACGACCCCUUCCGCGACGCCGUGACUCUGCGCUGCGGCCACAACUUCUGCCGCGGGUGCGUGACCCGCUGCUGGGAGGUGCAGGUGGCGCCCACCUGCCCGGUGUGCAAGGACCGCGCGGCCCUCGCCGACCUGCGCACCAACCACACCCUCAACAACCUGGUGGAGAAGCUGCUGCGCGAGGAGGCCGAGGGCGCGCGCUGGGCGGGCCCCCGCUCCCCGCGCCUCUGCCGCCCGCACCGCGGCCAGUUCAGCCUCUUCUGCCUCGACGACAAGGAGCUGCUGUGCUGCUCGUGCCAGGCCGACCCCCGGCAUCAGGGGCACCGCGUGCAGCCGGUGAAAGACACCGCCCACGACUUUCGGGCCAAGUGCAGGAACAUGGAGCACGCACUGCGGGAGAAAGCCAAGGCCUUCUGGGCCAUGAGGCGCUCCUACGAGGCCAUUGCCAAGCACAAUCAGGUGGAAGCCGCCUGGCUGGAAGGGCGAAUCCGGCAGGAGUUUGACAAACUUCGUGAGUUCCUGAGAGUAGAGGAGCAAGCCAUCCUGGACGCCAUGGCCGAGGAGGCAAGACAGAAGCAGCGUCUGGUGGAGGAGAAGAUGAAGCAGCUGGCAGAAGACACGGAAGCUCUGGCCCGUGAGAUUGAGCGGCUGCAAGUGGAGAUGAAGGAGGAUGAUGUUUCUUUUCUCAUGAAACACAAAAACCGAAAACGCCGCCUCUUCUGCACCAUGGAGCCCGAGCCCAUCCAGCCUGGCAUGCUCAUUGACAUCUGCAAGUAUCUAGACUCCCUACAGUACCGCGUCUGGAGGAAGAUGGUCACGUCUGUAGAAUCUGUGCCUUUCAGCUUCGAUCCCAAUACAGCAGCCGGCUGGCUCUCUGUGUCUGAUGACCUCACCAGUGUCACCAACCACGGCUACCGAGUGCAGGUGGAGAAUCCAGAGCGCUUCUCCUCAGCGCCCUGCCUGCUGGGCUCCCGAGUCUUCUCUCAGGGCUCCCAUACCUGGGAGGUGGACCUGGGGGGGCUGCCCAGCUGGCGGGUGGGCGUGGUGCGGCUGCGCCAGGACGCCGGUGCCGAGGGCCACUCGCACAGCUGCUACCACGACACCCGCUCAGGCUUCUGGUACGUGUGCCGCACGCAGGGGGUGGAGGGGGACCACUGCGUGACCUCGGACCCAGCCACAUCGCCUCUGGUCCCGGCCAUCCCUCGCCGCCUGCGCGUGGAGCUGGAGUGUGAAGAGGGCGAGCUGUCCUUCUAUGACGCCGAGAGCCACUGCCACCUCUACACCUUCCACGCCCGCUUUGGGGAGGUGCGGCCCUACUUCUACCUGGGGGGUACACGGGGGGACGGGCCCCCUGAACCUUUGCGCAUCUGCCCCCUGCGCAUCACAGUCAAGGAGGAGCUAGAUGGCUGAGGCCAGCCCGGGGCCUGCCGGACAGUGCCUGGGACUUGUGUCAUGGUCCAGCUUUCUUUCUGUCCUUCCUCAAGUCAUGUUACCUCAAUAACCUCUGAACCAUCUGCCUCUUUGCUAGGAUCUUCCUGCUGACCACUCUUAUCCUUUUCCUGUGGCUCCAGGAGAGCCGCCUCCUUCAUUUCUGAUCCCUUCUUCACUCGCACUUGAAAAUCAUCCAGGAGAUACCUCACUCCCAGAGUCAUGGCACCUUCAGGAUGUGAAUUUUCUAAAUCCUAAUUCCCAGAUAUCUAGGGAUAAAGUUUGCUUCUAGAAUGGCCUGUUUUAAAAUGUAGGUUUUAUUUUCUCUGAGAUCAGGAGAGGCUGCAGUUGGAAAGAGUUUGUUAUUUACAGUUCCCAGGAGGAGGGCACCGCCAUGCCAUGGGGAGCAUCAUGAAGAGCAGCUGCCUGGGGAAGCACAGAGGGCUCCUUAGGAGGCAGAGGGAGUUGGGGAAGCACAGGUAGGAGACUGUAGAGACAGGGCCAGGUGAGGCAGGGCUGUGGGUAGACAGGUUAGGGGUCUGCUAGUUUGAAUCAUUUUGGUGAGCUCUGGAGCAUAGGGGCUGCCCCUGGUUGUCAGAGAUGGCCAGGACAGGAUGAUCUGCAGGAGCACCGUGGCUCAGCAUGUGAGAGCCAGGUAAAGGAAGCCACUGGGGGUUUAGCUCUGGGUCAGUUGGUUUGCAUAUGGAAGGCAUGGCAUGCUCCCAGGGGAGUUUGCUUUCUCGGAAAUUGGCUAGUCCUGGGAGGAUCAGUUUCCUCGUGGUCACUGAGACCCCAGAUGCCAGAGCAUCAAAAAUACAGAAAAUAAGAACAUUCUGGUUCAUACAGAACUGUUGCUGUGACUUUGGGAUAGGGCCCAGGCUCAACUUUCUGUUACUUAAUACCAGUAUUUUAAAACUACUCCACAGAGCCCUCUGGAGCCUGCUGGCAGAGGCAAAGCUUCCCAUCAGGUCAGCUCUGAUUUAUCUAUUUACAUUUCUUGGACUAUUUCACUUAGAAAACACAAUUUUAAAAAUCACAGUUUAGACCUGUUCUUUCUAUGGACCUCAAUUUCUUCAUCUAUUAGUGAGAUAGGAGGACUGGAAAAUUAUGUCCUGUAGUUGCUGUGGAAGAAACAGCUCUGAUUCAUUCUUACAAAAUAAUGAGAAAGGAGAGGGAUCCUUUUCACUCAGGAGGUAGGAACUGGGGGUGCCUGGAGGGAGGAGGACGGGAGGUGUACCUCACUUGGCCUUUGCUGGCCUCCACCUGCUUAUUCUCAUUCUAUUGCCUUUUGUGUUUUCAUCUGAAUUUCUUCUGCCCCCACCCUGCCCUGCCUACAUAUGGACCUGCACCUCCAUCUUUUCUUCCCCACACAUGCCUGCAGAGAGUUCUUUAUGGUCAGCUUGUCCUGUCCCAGGAAACAGCAGGGUGAAAGGAAAUACUGUCCUGUAGGGGUGGUGGUGGUCUAAUCCAGGGGGAUGUUCCCGACCGAGGGCUCAUAUACAUUCUCCUGCCUCUGCUCCAGGUUCACAGAAAUGGACAUUUUUUUUAAAAAAAAAGCACAGUUCAGAACUAUGAAGUGGUUAUAAACGUGACAUGUACAAUUGGGAGGGGCCAUGGAGAGGGACGCAGUCGGAGAUGCCACUGGGUAAAGGGGACUGGAUUGGAAUAUUGGCACAUGGGCAUCUGCAGGUCCUGUCUGAAGGCACCCAGGCACGUGGCAGCUCAAGGCACUUUGGUGGUCAACACAUCUGACACCAGUGUGCGUUCUCUAUUUAUCUCGCUCACCAAAUAUAAUCUCUAUGAUCAUCUUGACCUGAAAUUAUUUUGUUAGUUACAAUAAAUUUUUAAAAUGUUUUUUAUUUCCAACUUAGGUUAUUGGAAAGGGGUUUUUGAAUAGGAUAAUUUGGAUAGUCUAGGCCUCUUUUUUAAAAAAUAAAAAUGAUAUUUGAGCUAAAAUCACUUUUCCUUUUGACCUUUUCCUUUCAGUGUUCUUGUGAGCAUAAGCUCAUCUAUGUUGUAGCAUGAAUAUGACAUUAUUCCCUUUUUAUGAUCAGAUAAUAUGCUGUUGUGUGGAUAUUUAUACUUUAUUUAUCCGGUCUUCAGCGAGUGGAUGUUUAGAUUGUUUCUAUUUUUUGCCAUUAUGAAUAAUGUGUGGAUGUAUAUUUUGUGGGGACAUAUGUUUUUCCAUUCUCUUGGGUAUAUAUCUGUGAGUGGAUUUGGCGGAUCAUGCAUGAACUCUCAUUAACCUUUGGAGGAACUGCCCGACUAUUUUUCAAAGGAGCUAUGCCAUUCUGUAUUCUUCUCAGAGGCGCAUGAGGGUUCCAUUCACUCCAUACCCUUGUCAGCACUUGUCUGUCUUUUAACUUAGCCAUCCUAAUGGGGGUGAAGUGAUACCUCAUUAUGGUUUUGAUUUGCAUUUCCCUGAUGACUAGGAUGUCGAGCAGCUUUUCAUGUGCUUCUUCACCAUUUUUAUGUCUUUUUAGGAGAACUGUCUUUAGCUCCUUUGCCCAUUUUUUGACUGGGUUACUUGUCUUGUAUCAUUGAGUUGUAAGAGUUCUUUAUAUGUUCUAAAUACGAGUCCCUUACCAGAUACGUGAUCUACAAAUUUUUUCUCCCAUUCUGUGGGUUGUCUUUUCACUUUCUUGAUGACGGCCUUUGAAACCAAAGUUUUUAACUUAGAUGAUGUCAAGUCUUAUUUUUUCUCUCAUUACUUGUGCAUCCUAGGAAUCUUCCUUUCGACACUGCCCUUAAGCCCAGGCAUAUAAAAGCCCACGUAUAUAAAUCAGUUUUUUGGAUUUGGGUUCAGGCAUGGGGCAGUUCACCUGUUGACAGGUGCACAAGUGUCCUCUUUUUUGGAACCCUCUCCUACCCUUGCCUUCUACUCUUUUCCAUCCCAACAUCAGUUUUCUCCUCAUUACUACAUCUAGGCUGAAGGCAGCCUCCCCUUUUCCAGCUUCUCCCACCUUCAGUCCAUCCCAUGUGUAGAUGCCAGAAGCACUGUCCUUCAUUGUCACACCUCACCGUGAUGACACCACUCCUAGCAGUCCUACAUUUCUCCAGGGCAGAGUUUGGAGCUCGUCAUUACCCAGCUCUCCUUCCGUUGUCCAGUUCCUGCUCCGCUACACAAAAACAUGGGUCCUGCCAGCCCAGGCUUCUUAGGACAUCUUCAUCCUGCUGCCUGGCUUCAUCCAGCUGGCUAGUUUUUUGGUUUGGUCUGGUUUGGUUUGUUUUUUUGGGUUUUUUGUUUUUGUUUUUCAGCUGGCUGUUUUGAUUAGAAUGUCCUUAACACCUAUUAUACUGUCAAUUCUGGUUAUGUUGGUCCUGCCAUGUACAUGCUGUGUCUCCCCGGGCACUCUUUACUUUCCUGAGCUUGUGUCCUCAUCUGUAAAAAUGAGGAUAAUUCCCACCUCUUAAAGGUCUGAUGUAGCAUGCCUGUGAGCACUGUCCCACAGCGAGCACUUCAUGACAGCAGCCACUGAAAGCAUGCUUGAGAAACACCAAAAGGAGAUAACUGAAGGUCUCCUAAUUGAUCUCCCUGGCUUCCUGUCACUCCCUUGUUGGCCACCAGUUAUGUUUUGGCCACACUGAAGUUCACAUCCACCCUCUCUUUCCUUGCUCCCUUCUGCUAGUGGAGGAUGAAAUUUCUCUCAGCAGAAUUUGAUUGGCUGUUUGUUGAUGAAAUAGUGAAAGUCUCUCACAACCCCUUUGGUUUGAAAAGUGGCAGUGCCAGGGGUCCUGGCACAGAGCAACUGUGCCAUCCUGGCUUUUCCCAGCUUCUCUUGAGUGACAUCUUGAGAGCCCUCCAUGGCUGCUCCUGCCCACUCUGCCACCACCCUCUACCAGACUGCUCAGCCUUCCUGAGCCCCAUUGGACUUGUGCAUCUCUAGUGGCUGCUCUCUGUCAUUCCCUCAGCCUGCAGGGCCUGUUGCCUUCCUUUAUUUGCCUUUAGUUGUCCUGAGCUCAGUGCUACCUUCUGAGACCUGCCCAGAGCUUCUCUGACUGCCACCCCACGUUGGCGUAACCAAGAUCAUUGAGUGUGUACACUGGAGUUCAGGAAAGCUGUUCCGGAAAACUCUACACAAUGGGCAGUAUCUUUGGUAAGGAGGAAGUGGUCUGGCACCCACAAGAUGGGUUCCUGGAUCCAGGUGUACCAAUCAUAUGAUUUCUGAGCUUUCUGAACCUUUUGAACCAUGGUGCUCGGUGCUCUCAUCUAAAAUGAGCAGUAGGGUUUCUACCUCAGACUGUCGAGAUCAAAUGAAGUCAUUUUUUUGUUUGUUUGUUUCAAAUGACACAUGGUAUAUUCUAAACAUAGUACAGCCCUAAUACACAUUGGCCAAUUCUUCAGGAAGUGGGAGAUUCUGAAUGUUAACGUAAUGAUGGCACAUUAAUGAAUCCCGAAGAAAAUUGAAAAAUAGAAUUUGAUCUUGGGCAUGUUCAAAUUUCUUGAAUUGUUUUUUUUAGCAAGGAUCUAUAUGAGUUGGGUUUUUUCUUUUUUUAGCAAGGAUCUAUAUGUACAGGAGGAUAUAAGCAUAUGAAAAAUUUCGACACCAUGGGAAAAUGGUUAUCUCGUAGUGAGCAAGAAAAAUAGGGUUUAGAGUUAUACAUACAGACAUGCAACACACACACACAAAGACCAAUAGGAUCUUGUCUAUAAUUUGUGUGUAUUAUUUGAGUAGAUAAUCCAUUUACAUGGCUAUAAAUUUCAAAGGUACAAAAGGUACUUAGAACAGUCUCCCACUUAUGCCCACAUACUCAGCUCCCCUCCUGUGGACAAUCCAUAUUAUCAUUAAAAUAAGAUAUACUUCCAGAAAAACUUUAUGCAGAGCACAAAUCCUGUUCACAAGUAUAUUCUGGUUCCCCCAAUGCACUGUCACUUAAGAGCAUAUGCUCCAGGGACGCCUGGGUGGCUCAGUGGUUGAGCAUCUGCCUUUGGCUCAGGUUGUAAUCCUGGAGUUCUGGGACUGAGUCCUGCAUCAGACUCCCAGCAAAGAGCCAGCCUCUCCCUCUACUUAUGUCUCUGCCUCUCUCUGUGUGUCUCUCAUGAGCAAAUAAAUAAAAUCUUAAAAAAAAAAAAAGCAUAUACUCCAGGUCAGUAUCCCUAAGCAACCCAACCAAGAGGAGAAUUCUCAAAGGAUAUUAUUAAUUUCCUAUCCUCAAGUGGGAGGUAUGGCAUGGAUGUUUUUGUGCAAUUAGUUUAGCUAGUGGAUUUAGCUUUUCAUUCUUUUCAUUCACAUAUUUCACACUGGGUUUUAAAACAGGGAACACAGGCAGCCCGGGUGGCUCAGCGGUUUAGCACUGUCUUUGGCCCAGGGCAUGAUCCCGGAGACCCGGGAUCGAGUCCCACAUCGGGCUCUCUGCGUGGAGUCUACUUCUCCCUCUGCCUGUGUCUCUCAUGAAUGAAUGAAUAAAAUCUUUAAUAAAUAAAUAAAACAGGGAGCAUUAUUGAAUUUAGUUGCUCCUGACAUUAGAAGAUAAGCCUGAGACCGCAACAUAGAUUUUUAAAAUUUCAAGCCUCACAAAGGUCUCUAGAGACCUAAAUAGCCUAGUGUUACAAGGUUGGGAUGUGAGUUUGGACAACCUGGUUCAAAGCCUGACUCAUCUACUGUGUGACCUUGGGACAGUUACUUGACUUCUCAGUGCCUUAUCGUUAUCCUGUGAUUAUAAAAUAAAUACCUUAAGGGCGCCCUUCUGGCUCAGUCAGGGGAGCAUGCAACUCUUGAUGCCAGGGCUGUGAGUUUGAGCCCUGCAUUGGGUGUAGCAGUCACUUAAAAAAAUAAAAAACUAAAACAAAAGAUACCUUAGGACAAACGGAGAUAAGCCACCUCAUAAGGUGGUUACGGGACUACAGGAGCAAAUGUCUAAAACACGUAGGUCUGGCAUAUACUGUUGUUUUACCUGGUUCUGCUACUAAAUAACUGUGAGACUUUAGAGAAAGCCAUUCAACUUGUCUUCUAUAAAAAGGGAAACUGGGACACUUGCAUAAUUGUUUCCAAGGCCUUUUCCGAUUCUAAGGUCCUGUGAUUCACAAUCUGUGUCACUAGCAGAAGCCCAGUGUCCUGCACGUGGUAGGAUCUGCUGCUGCAAGUGAAGUAUUUUAAGGACCUGGGUGUGGCACUAGGAGCUCUGCCUAAGUUUUGAGUCUGGAGAAAGAAGACUAGAGUCAUAAUGUUUGAAGUGUAAUGAAGGUUAUUCUAGAGAGGGGGCAGGUCUUGAAAAAAUCGCUGCUAAAAAUAAUAAUCAGUCAUGCACAAUAAAACUAUUGUCCCGUUCCA